AUGGCUUCUCCUGAUAUUGACGACUUGUUCAAAGAGGCAGGUGCCCUAGGAGUCUAUUCCUACUACUACCAGGCGAAUAGGGACAAUUUCCAUGAGAUUCGUCUGCGUUCUCCUAUCAAAUCUCCUGGCCGUUUGACUCCUACGCCGGUAAGGAGUACUGGACCGAGGACUCCAGUGGUCCAGCAGGCUCCAGUGGCUUUGGCCUCGGCUCCAUUGGCUUCCUCUCCACCUCCGCCUCUGCCUCAGGUGGCCCCAAUCGACCACCUCAAUCACUGCCUCAACACAAUUGUUGGUAAAGACAAAUCGUCCAAAAUCAUCAUCUAUCUACUACGUCUACUAACCUCUCUACCCACUUCCUUCUCCUCCCCCCUUCUUCGCCAACUGUUCCUCAGAUCUCAAGGAAUCAUCAAAGGUUUGGGAUUAUACAGACAGAUUCUUCGGUCUUUGGGAGUUCCGUUCCACUUGGUUCGUCUCACCAGAAUGAUCAGAUCUUCUGCUAUCAUAGUGAACAACUCAAAGUUGGGUACUCCUAUCAGAACUAAACAAUUACUCAAUUACUGGUUUAAUUGGGAUGUUAUCACUUAUCUUUCUUCCUUCUAUUACGCCUGGGCUGAUGAGUCUUUACUUCUCUACAACCUUGGAGUUCUACAGAAUCAUGAAUUGUCCCAUUAUCAUAAGCUUUGUUCCAAGCAUGAGCUUUUAGCAUGGUUCGCAAUUACUGUCGUUGGAUUACGCAAUGAUUUCGCCAAGUAUGACGAUCUUUUGAACCGAGAAAAUGCCAUAAAGAUCAAUUUCCAGGUCAAAGAACGUGCUCAUAGACUUCUCAGCCUCAGCUCUGGAAGUCCAUCUACUAUCACCAAGUUUGCCACCGCAUAUUCAUCUCAAUUGGCUGAAAUAUCGAAGGAAAAACGCAUACUUAUGGUGGAUAUAGUCCGAUUGUCCUCGGAUCUUAUCUACGAUUCCGUUUAUGUCUUCCACAGGCCGAUGUAUCAGCCACUCCAUCUCUCUCUAGGCUUGGCUUCAGGUAUCUUGGGAUUCUACAAGCUCUGGCUAUCUUAUUAG
Messenger RNA from Brettanomyces nanus, 1062 nucleotides. RefSeq lists its product as uncharacterized. The transcript has a single exon. The record is from RefSeq and is a predicted model, not a curated record. NCBI's taxonomy places the organism in Eukaryota, Fungi, Ascomycota, Pichiomycetes, Pichiales, Pichiaceae. Gene Ontology annotation, biological process: peroxisome fission; regulation of peroxisome size. Gene Ontology annotation, cellular component: peroxisomal membrane. Bases 1 to 1062 code for a protein of 353 amino acids.